UGGGAAUUCCACAAACAAACGUCACACGUCCCAGGUGUUGCUGUUUCCCCAAAAUAAUAAUUCUUUGGGCAUUCUAUUUUUCAAAAUUCCUCCCAAGAUUAAUUGUUUAAAAAAAAAAUGAGCGGUUUACUGAAGCUGCACUCGGCCACCAUCAAAAACUGCUUGAAUCAAACCCUAAACAAGACAAAUCUAGCCCCAAUAUCGAGAUCGCUGCACAUAAAUGUCGACAGGCAAAAUGCUAAGCAGUGUGACUCUGGAGCAGGUUCAACUGCGUAUCCUUGUAUCGAUCACACGUACGAUGCUGUAGUGGUGGGUGCCGGUGGAGCAGGGCUCCGAGCAGCUUUCGGACUGGUCGCUGAAGGCUUCAAGACCGCAGUGAUCACUAAACUUUUCCCUACCAGAUCGCACACGGUCGCUGCACAAGGCGGUAUCAAUGCUGCAUUGGGUAAUAUGGAAUCAGACCAAUGGCAAUGGCACAUGUACGAUACCGUAAAAGGUUCAGAUUGGCUGGGCGACCAAGAUGCCAUCCACUACAUGACCCGCGAAGCCCCCAAAGCAGUAAUCGAACUGGAAAACACCGGAAUGCCCUUUUCCAGAACUACCGAAGGCAAAAUUUACCAGCGCGCCUUCGGCGGACAAUCCCUAAAGUUCGGCAAAGGGGGUCAGGCGCAUCGGUGCUGUUGCGUGGCCGACAGAACCGGACACAGUUUACUGCACACUUUGUACGGACAAAGUUUAAAGUACGAUUGUCAUUAUUUUGUUGAGUAUUUUGCUUUGGAUUUGAUUAUUGAGAAUGGGGAAUGUGUUGGAGUGACGGCCUUGUGUCUAGAAGAUGGUACCAUACAUAGGUUUAAAGCUAAAAACACUGUUUUAGCUACUGGUGGCUAUGGUAGAGCAUAUUUCUCGUGCACAUCAGCUCAUACUUGUACAGGAGAUGGUACUGCAAUGGUAGCCAGAGCGGGAUUGCCAAGUCAAGAUUUAGAAUUCGUCCAGUUUCAUCCUACAGGAAUCUACGGAGCUGGUUGUUUGAUUACAGAAGGUUGUAGAGGCGAAGGCGGUUACUUAAUAAACUCACAAGGCGAGCGUUUUAUGGAACGUUACGCCCCUGUAGCCAAAGAUUUAGCUUCAAGAGACGUUGUCAGUCGAAGUAUGACUUUAGAAAUCCGAGAAGGCCGCGGUUGCGGUCCAGACAAAGACCACGUCUAUUUGCAGCUGCACCAUUUGCCCGCUGAACAACUUCAUCAAAGGUUACCGGGAAUUUCGGAAACCGCAAUGAUUUUUGCCGGUGUUGACGUAACCAGAGAACCCAUUCCAGUGUUACCAACCGUACAUUACAACAUGGGCGGAGUGCCUACCAACUAUAAAGGGCAAGUUUUGACCACUUGCGAUGGUCAAGAUACAAUCGUGCCUGGAUUGUAUGCUUGUGGGGAGGCAGCAUCUUCUUCGGUGCAUGGAGCUAAUAGGUUGGGGGCGAAUUCGCUUUUGGAUUUGGUUGUUUUCGGUCGGGCUUGUGCCCUUACUAUUGCCGAGGAACACAAACCUGGAGAAGCUAUUGGCAGUAUGAAAGCUAAUGCAGGAGAAGAAAGUGUUGCCAACUUAGAUUGGUGCAGAUACGCCAACGGCUCAAUCCCCACUGCCAAUUUACGAUUGCAAAUGCAAAAAACCAUGCAAACGCACGCCGCUGUUUUCAGACAGGAAGAUUCACUCAGAGAGGGCGUCGACAAAAUGAAGGGUCUCUACAAACAAAUGGGUGAUUUAAAGGUUUCAGACAACAGUCUUAUUUGGAACUCAGACCUUGUGGAAACUUUGGAACUUCAAAAUUUAAUGCUUAACGCAAUGAUGACGAUAGUUAGUGCGGAAAAUCGAAAAGAAUCCAGAGGGGCGCAUGCAAGAGAGGAUUACAAAACUAGAAGUGAUGAGUUUGAUUAUAGUAAACCACUCGAAGGCCAACAAAAGAAACCGUUGGAACAGCACUGGAGGAAACAUACCUUGACAGAUAUCGAUGCUAAAACAGGAGCAGUUUCUAUAAGAUAUAGAGAAGUUAUUGAUAAAACUUUAGACGAAGCCGAAUGUAAAACUGUACCUCCUGCUAUUAGAUCUUAUUAAUUAUUAUUUUAUAUAUUUUAAUUAUUGCACAAUUACAUUUUGGUACUGCUAUGAUACAAAUGAAGUAUUUUUUUUUCUUGUCAAAAAAUAGAUUUAUAGUUAAUUUAUUGCAAUGUACAAUGUUAUAUAGUAUAAAUUUCGCGGUGGUACAAAUGUGAAUAAUUAAUUAAAUUAUGCCUAAGUUUGUUUGUAAUUAUUAUUUUCAUUAAAGGAAAUUUAUUGUUUUA
Molecule: messenger RNA, 2333 nt
Organism: Ceutorhynchus assimilis (cabbage seed weevil)
Lineage: Eukaryota; Metazoa; Arthropoda; Insecta; Coleoptera; Curculionidae
Source: the annotation of a GenBank genome assembly